This is a messenger RNA of Synchiropus splendidus (mandarinfish), 1462 nucleotides long. It is a transcript of the gene atpaf2, whose product is annotated as ATP synthase mitochondrial F1 complex assembly factor 2. Gene Ontology annotation, biological process: mitochondrial proton-transporting ATP synthase complex assembly. The transcript is spliced from 8 exons. The coding region runs from base 229 to 1080 and encodes 283 amino acids. Lineage: Eukaryota; Metazoa; Chordata; Actinopteri; Syngnathiformes; Callionymidae. Gene Ontology annotation, cellular component: mitochondrion. The record is from RefSeq and is a predicted model, not a curated record.
CACAAGCUGUGCGGCAUGUAGAAGGUCACACGCGUUGUUUUUUAGCGUAGUCUGAUUGAAAUGUAAGUAAUGUAGUGGUUAUAAUUAUUAGCGUCGAUACAUCUCAUAUUAUGCUCACUAUCUUAAAUAUGCCGCCGAUAACUAGAGAGAACGCCGGGCUGUAAAUCACUUGUUUCCUCUUUCCCUCCAGCAUUCGUUAAAACAUAGCAUCGUUGAAUUAUUGCCACUAUGUUGAGGGGUCUUGCUAGAUUUUACUGUAGGUUUGGAGGUGGAUUGUCCCUCUGUAAACCAGCGCAAGGUAAACAAAUAAGUACAGUAAACUACUCCACAGCAACAUCAGAAAGAAAGAGAUUUUAUCAAGAUGUCAGUAUAUCACAAGGUGAAGGUGGACUGUAUGAGAUAAACCUAGAUCGAAGGAAACUGAAGACACCUGGAGGAAAGUUGUUCACAGCACCAAAUGAAGCUCUGGCCAUCGCAGUAGCUACUGAAUGGGAUGCACAAAGAGAUACGCUGAAAUUUUAUACCAUGCAUCUGACCACUUUAUGCAACACAGCUCUGGACAAUCCAACUCAGCGCAACGAGGAUCAGAUGAUCAGCGGAGCUCUAAAAUUCCUGGAAACUGAUACAGUCUGUUACAGAGUAGAAGAGCCUCACGGUUUGGUGGAGCUUCAGAAGAAUGAAUGGGAUCCUGUUCUUCGAUGGAUUGAAAACCGAUAUGAUGUCAAAAUUGGCUCUUCCUCCAGUAUUAUGGGUCCUGAGAUCCCUGAAGAAACCAAAGACACAUUCCGACAACACCUAAAAUCCUACAACUUCUGGUCCCUGACUGGACUUGAGUACGUGAUCACUCAAUUGAAGUCUGUCGUCCUUUCAUUUGGGUUGAUUGACAGACAUCUAUCUGUGGAACAGGCAGUGCUGCUCUCGAGGCUGGAAGAGGAGUAUCAGAUUCAGCGAUGGGGCAAUGUAGAAUGGGCGCAUGACUAUGACAUGUAUGAACUGAGGGCACGGACUGCUGCUGGAGUGCUUUUUGUUCAUCUCUCCUCUGAGACUUCAACUGUCAAACGCAAACUUAUGCAGGACUAAGGAUGCGUGCAUAUUCAUUACACUGUGUAUGUAAAAGCAUCUCAAUAAGUUUUAUGAAAGUCAGUAUCAUAUAAGCCCUGCAUAUUGUUUCAAGUAAAACCAACCAGAGGGAUAAAGGCAAAUAUUGGUUGUCGUCUGAUCUUUUGUUGUGUAAUACAAGCUGUGUGCUGUCAUCUAUUGAGAUUGAAGUUGACCUUCAUUUGGUUAAGAAACGCAGCAAAUCAAAAUCAGCUCAAUAAUAAGGUGACUUCUGGUUUUGUUUACUUUGUUGAGAGCGCCAUUUGUUAUGCCUGCAUCUUUGUCUGCUUGACUGCAUUUAUUUCCUAUGAUAUUGCUGUCUAUGUAAACUGUUCUCCGCCUGUGGUUCUAAAAUAUUUCACUC